UGCGUUACAUACGUAGCAAGUGUAAAAGAAACUGAUGAACAGUAGAAACCAGAGACGGAAGAGGAAACCAAGAUGUACAGCUUCGUAAUUCUUCUAAAUGGAAGAAUAUCAAGCAGAGCAAACCACCACUGGUCGCAUUAGUGUGUAGGAGACCCACUCAAAAAAAAUAGAAAAAGAAACCGGAAGUAUCAAUUUCUCGUGCUGAGCCGUGUGUCUUUACAAUUUUUGGGGGGCAGAAUUUUUUUACUGAACAGCUGAUACAAUGGCGCCACUGGACCUGGGUAAAUACGCAGAGAUUGCCAAGCAGUGUAAAUAUUUACCUGAAAACGACCUCAAGAGGUUAUGUGACUAUGUGUGUGACCUAUUGCUUGAGGAGUCCAAUGUCCAGCCUGUGUCCACCCCUGUGACUGUGUGUGGGGAUAUACAUGGACAGUUUUAUGAUCUUUGUGAACUGUUCAGAACAGGAGGACAGGUUCCAGACACAAACUAUAUUUUCAUGGGUGACUUUGUUGACCGGGGAUAUUACAGCUUGGAGACAUUCACAUACUUGCUGGUGUUAAAAGCCAAAUGGCCUGACCGUAUCACACUUUUAAGAGGAAACCACGAAAGCAGACAGAUAACCCAAGUAUAUGGGUUUUAUGAUGAAUGCCAAACCAAAUAUGGAAAUGCCAAUGCCUGGCGCUACUGUACCAAAGUUUUUGAUAUGUUAACAGUUGCAGCGCUGAUGGAUGAGCAAAUUUUGUGUGUUCAUGGGGGCUUGUCCCCGGACAUAAAGACCCUAGAUCAGAUCAGAACAAUUGAACGUAACCAGGAGAUCCCCCACAAGGGAGCAUUCUGUGACCUUGUGUGGUCAGACCCUGAGGAUGUUGACACCUGGGCCAUCAGCCCCAGAGGAGCUGGGUGGCUGUUUGGUGCAAAAGUCACUAAUGAGUUUGUUCACAUCAACAACUUGAAGUUGAUCUGUCGAGCACAUCAACUAGUCCAUGAGGGUUACAAGUUCAUGUUUGAUGAGAAGCUGGUCACUGUCUGGUCCGCUCCUAACUACUGCUAUCGCUGCGGCAACAUUGCCUCCAUUAUGGUCUUCAAAGACGCCAAUACAAGGGAGCCCAAGCUGUUCCGGGCAGUGCCAGACUCAGAGAGAGUAAUUCCACCCAGAACAACAACACCCUAUUUUCUGUAAAUUCUGCACUAUUGUCAGCUUUUGUCGCAUUGUUAUCAACCACCACAUGAUAUAAAUUAAAUACAGAGCAGCAACAACAUGUUGAAGUCACACCACUGAUGAUGUAAUUCAUAUUUUAUUUUAGUAUAGUAUGUUCCUCAUAUGCUGUACUAUGUUGUGUCAGUUGUAGCUUUGUGUACCAACAUGCAAUAUCACAUGGAAGUAUCCUGUCAAGAAAUGUCACUACUCUUUUAUAAAUUGUAGGUGAUAGCAGUGAGAAUACUGUUUUUAUCCAAUGCCCUUAGAUUCAGUUCUUCAUUGUAGAUUCAAUUAUUUGUUGUAGUACAGGAAGAUCAUAUGAAGUGAAAGAGGAACCCUUAUGUUAGCCACCUCAUGGGAGGAGGUCACAGUUUCAGUUUGUCUGUUAGGCCUACAGAAGAUUGAAUUUUAUUUUUGUAAUGUAGCCUAUAUUUAUUAAAUAUAUAUAAAUAUAUACACACAUAUAUAUGAAGCACUCAAAUUAGAAAUGGCACAUAUGAGCAAUGGUAUUUUUGUUCAGAAAUAUGUUUAAAAUUGAAUCUAUUCAUGCACUUGACUUAACUGUCUCAUUUUGUCUUAUAAUAAAGCUAUACGCCUGAUAAUUUAGUUGGAAGUUAUGAUGA
Molecule: messenger RNA, 1821 nt
Organism: Esox lucius (northern pike)
Lineage: Eukaryota; Metazoa; Chordata; Actinopteri; Esociformes; Esocidae
Product: serine/threonine-protein phosphatase 6 catalytic subunit
Exons: 7
Coding region: 263-1180 (305 amino acids)
Biological process (GO): peptidyl-serine dephosphorylation; G1/S transition of mitotic cell cycle
Cellular component (GO): cytoplasm
Molecular function (GO): protein serine/threonine phosphatase activity
Source: RefSeq, a predicted model, not a curated record